Molecule: messenger RNA, 1627 nt
Organism: Bombus terrestris (buff-tailed bumblebee)
Lineage: Eukaryota; Metazoa; Arthropoda; Insecta; Hymenoptera; Apidae
Product: segmentation protein even-skipped
Exons: 4
Coding region: 301-1257 (318 amino acids)
Biological process (GO): regulation of transcription by RNA polymerase II
Cellular component (GO): nucleus
Molecular function (GO): DNA-binding transcription factor activity, RNA polymerase II-specific; RNA polymerase II cis-regulatory region sequence-specific DNA binding
Source: RefSeq, a predicted model, not a curated record
CAACGGCACCAUUGGCCAAUGAAACGCCAAUGCACUGAGAAUCUACCAAUCACCACACGCAGCGGAACAAUGGUUUCUCGGGGUGAGGCAAGCCGUAUAAAUCGCUACUUCAGUCCUUCCUUUGCGGCAAAGCUUUAUAUCGUUCGUUGGAGUUCCGCUGGACGGACUAGGUUUAGUCCGCAGUAAACAGCCGAGGUCUCAUUCGUGUGGAACGUGGUAUAAAUCGUCGAUGAAUGUUAGUGAAAAUUAACGAAGUUUGUAACAAGAUAAAUUUUAAGAUAUAACAGUGUGUUGUGUAACAUGAUACAAGAUCAAAGAGAAGAUGAAACUAUCGUCGUGGAUCUUGUACCUCCGCAGUAUCAGAUGAGCCCUCCACGCAGCCCGUCGCCGAAUAUAUCAAAGACUCCUGAGAAAGAUGCUACGGUAUCGCAACAGCAACCGUUAUCGUCGAUGGAUCCGAAUAUUAGAAGAUAUAGGACAGCAUUUACUCGGGAACAACUAUCAAGACUAGAGAAAGAAUUUCACAGAGAGAAUUACGUUAGCAGGCCUAGAAGAUGCGAAUUAGCGGCAGAAUUACAUUUGCCGGAAUCAACAAUCAAGGUUUGGUUCCAAAACCGUCGGAUGAAAGAUAAGCGGCAAAGGAUGGCCAUGGCGUGGCCAUACGCGAUGUACACGGAUCCAACGUUAGCGGCAACCCUCUUGGCAGCAGCAACAGCAAGUCUGCCACCUCCCUACCAUACAGCUCCGGGUCUACCACCUACUCAUCUGGGCCACAGCUACCCAACAGCGGCAGCUUAUUACGCCACAAGAUAUACGCCGUACCCUGCAGCAUCUACGGGCGCAUCUUCACUUCAUCGGCCACAUCCUCGCAACGCGGCUGCGUAUCCACAUCUCCUGCAGCCUCACCCUCCUCUACAACCCAUACAUCUACCGAACUUGGGCGUUUCUACAGUGGGAAAUACCGCCUUUCAAGUGAGCAACCCACCCACUAGCACGUCGACCACUUACAUGCCGACGCUGUUACCCGAGUCCUUGAGUCCAGUUCACUCGGACGCCUCCAGUGACUGCGACUGCGUCGGGGCUCAAAAUCAUCAUCCUCAUCACAACAACAACCAACAACCAAUACUCGAGAAAAGCUCGUCAUCCAAUAGCAACCAUACCACUCAACAGCAGAUCAAACUACCCACAGGUAUCAGUUUAUCUACCAGUAUUCAACUACCUCCCAAGCCGCCAUUAUUUCAACCAUAUACAAUGUGAGUUGAAAACAUUGGAAAGAGUGAAAUAGAUUAGACUCCGUUUAAGGAAUCAAUCGACUGAAAUUAACAGAACCUACAAUGUAUAUAAACAUCGGUUGAAACGAUGUAAUGGUACCUGCUGAGCACGGUUCAUUGUGUGAACAUAUGUAAAAUAAUCUUUGUACAUACGUAGAUAAGUGUUUAAGUGUUGAUUAGAGACUUUAAGUUAAUUUAAGACAUCAUUCGUUCGAUUUGGUUAUGACCGCUUUUAUUACAGAAAUAUUUUUGAGGGCGUUGAAGAAUAAUUACGAAUUCAGCAUUACACUACACUUAGGAAUCUAGUAUACUUGCCCUCUAACAAACUGUAAUUUUAUGAAUGUACAAUCGAUAAA